This is a messenger RNA of Stegodyphus dumicola, 798 nucleotides long. RefSeq names its product piggyBac transposable element-derived protein 3-like. NCBI's taxonomy places the organism in Eukaryota, Metazoa, Arthropoda, Arachnida, Araneae, Eresidae. The record is from RefSeq and is a predicted model, not a curated record.
AUGGUUUUGAAAUUAAUGGCAGAUUGUGCCAGAUCUACUUCUUUUACAGGAAUUCCAGAUGUGCAUUCUGUUGCUGGUUCCCCUCCUAUACUAAUUUCAGAACCUACCCGAACAAUGAAGUCAUUCCCAAAUUUCCUAACUUCUGAAAAACGCUCAGUAUCAGAUGCCAUAGCUACUACGGGAACUACAGAAACAGCAGGAACUGUGGAAAUUUUAGUAGAAAAUGAAGAUGAGGAAAUAUAUGUGCCAAAACCUGAUUGGAAAGAUUGUGUUCCUAAAAUUUCCCGUGCUUCAGAAUUAUUUUCUCAAUAUUCUAAUCAGUCUAUAACCGAUUUGGUUUCUGGAAAAUCUCCUGCAGAACUCUUUGAGUAUAUCGCUGAAAAAAUAAUAGACAAAGCUGUUAUUGAGAGUAACAGAUAUGCUGGGCAGAAAAAUAAUCAUAAGUUUUCAUUGACAAAACCAGAAUUCAAGCAAUUCUUAGGUACACUUUUUUAUAGUGGCUACCACGUUUUGCCACGUGAAAAAAUGUACUGGGAAAAUGCGCCAGAUACAGGAACUAUACUAAUUAGUCGAGCAAUGCCACGAAGUAGAUAUUUUGAAAUCAAGCGAUACAUUCAAUUCAAUGACAAUAGCACUAUUGAUUCGGACCGCUAUUACAAAGUACGUCCAAUUUAUGAUUUACUGAAUGAUGCUUUGCAACAAUUAGGUGUAUUUUCCGAACAUUUAAACAUUGAUGAAAGAAUGCUGCGCUAUUUCGGUCGACAUGGUUGUGAAAUGUAUAUGAAAGAAAACCAGUAA